Molecule: messenger RNA, 2194 nt
Organism: Gambusia affinis (western mosquitofish)
Lineage: Eukaryota; Metazoa; Chordata; Actinopteri; Cyprinodontiformes; Poeciliidae
Product: probable uridine nucleosidase 2
Molecular function (GO): hydrolase activity, hydrolyzing N-glycosyl compounds
Source: RefSeq, a predicted model, not a curated record
AAUGUAGAAUGAAGAAGCUGAUCCUCGACGUUGACACUGGAGUCGGUGAUGCUCAAGCCAUCAUGAUUGCCCUCACUGCUCCAGAUGUGGAGGUUUUGGGGAACUGCUGCCACGGCAACACUCCUCUGGAGAACGUCCUCACAAACACCCUGCGUGUCCUGAAAGUCUGCAACAGGCUGGAUAUUCCAGUUUAUAAGGGUUUCUCGAAGCCUCUGCUGGCCAGAAAACAGCACGCAUCAGAUUAUCAUGGGAAAGACGGACUCAGAGACGUCCCAGACCCAGAUGCUCCAAGUGUGGAGCUGCUGCAGAAGAAGAAAGCUGCACAGGCGAUGCUUAAAAUUACAAGGGAAAAUCCAGGAGAGGUGAUACUUGUGGCUACUGGACCCCUGACUAACCUUACAGUCGCUGUGCAGCUGGACCCUUCCUUCCCCAAAAAACUAAAAGCGCUCUACAUCUUGGGAGGAAACACUCAACCUCAGGGUAACACCACUCCAUGUGCUGAGUUCAACGUUGUGGCCGAUCCUGAAGUGGCUUUCAUCGACCGCUACACCUGUCCCACCUACAUCGCUGCGUGGGAGUUCAGCUGCAAGAGCAGCCUCUCAUGGUCUUUCUGAGACGAGUGGCUGUCCGUAAAGACAGAGACGGCCGCUUUCAUCAGGAAGAUAUCAGAUCUUUCAAUGAAAGUAAGUUCAGUAUAAUGCAAUGUCUUUACAGCUGUUUGCAGCAGCUGUGUUGUCUUGUUUAAUGUGUGCGCAGAAAGCUCAUUCAGAUGAGUAUCAGUCGACGACGGAUUCAUAACGGAGAGUGAGCAUGUGGCAGUGACAGUGGAGCUGAAUGGGAAACACACCCGGGGUAUGAUGGCCGUCAUCAUGAAAACAGCCGACCUGGAGAAGCUGAAGAAAAUGCUGCACAACGCCGUAAAGUAGAAACAUCACCAUGUAACACGAGGAGAACCUGAAAUGAGCUUUUGGGUUUCAAUUUACAACACGGUUUAAAGCAAGCAUUUUUACAAAUCCUUCAGCCAGCAUUAAGCUGCAGAUAGAGGAAAAUUGGAUUGGAUCUUUUAUUUUUCUUGUUUAUGUUUUCUUUUUAGGUUAAACUUUAAAAUUUAACCCUGUUUUUGAAAACCAGGCAAGUGGUUGCUCUGGAUUAUAUUUUGGCAUUAAGACAGUACAACCAGGUGAAUGUUUAUGUUUUUAUCCUCUACUGACAGAUUUUUAUGAGUUUUAAUGAACAGAAAAUGUUUUGGAGAAUGAAGAACUCUAGUUGCGUAAUAAACCUUUGCUAUCAUAUACAGAUGUUUUUUGUGUUUUUAUGAAUACACCUAGUUCCUUGACCAUCACCUUUUCUGUGGUUGUAAGAUCUAAAAGAAUCUAAUCAGAGCUUUUAAUCUCUGUGCAAAUGAGCUUCUAUUUAUGAGGUAAACGUUGAAAUAAAUUGUACUCGCACUUCAUAGCAACCUAAAGUUGUUUCAAGCUGCAGCCACUGAAACUGAAGCAGCCUGUUAAAACAGGUUUUCUGUCAGUUCCAAACUUUUGGCCAAGACUUUUUGUUAUCAUAAUUAAGAUUUGAUUCAUCUGUGCCAAUAGAUCUGCUGCCAUAAGUACAAAUUAGUUCAUAUUUAGCAGGUGAGCCAUUUUUUUCCUUGCAUGAACUUGUCAAAUUAUGAUGCGACAGUGCAUUUGCAAAGUAUUCUCAGGGUCUCAGUUUUUGGACAUUUUAUGUUAGAGACUAUUUCCAAGUGCAUCAAUUUUUUUUAAUUUUUGCAUUAAAAUCCUGCACAGGAUCCUCCAUAAUGCAAAAGUGAGAUAAUUUAUUGCAAACAACUUAAGUAAAAUCCUUCAAGAACCCUUCAGGCAAAGACUCAAUUAUAACUAAGGAAGUCAGAACAGAGACUUAAACCUCAAUCAAUUCUUAAAGGUCUAAAUUAGUGUUGACAUUACAGAGAUUUAAUCCAAUGCAAUAAAUAUCACAAGAAAACAUUUUUUUAAAUUCCCAGUAGAAGGCUAACACAUGCUGAAGAACUACAGGGAAAUGUGGGUUUCUCCUCCAAGCACCCAAACUGAGGUAGUUUAAUUUAAUAAAACCCUUUAUUGAAAGUGCUUUGGAAUGUACACUUUAAGGAAAAAAGAAAAACCAUCUGCAUCCCAUGUGUCUUAACUUCUUCAAGCAGGAUUAUCUAUGUUUUUUUUUU